Fibroporia radiculosa is the source of this 1440-nucleotide messenger RNA. RefSeq lists its product as uncharacterized. Bases 1 to 1440 code for a protein of 479 amino acids. The transcript has 16 exons. The record is from RefSeq and is a predicted model, not a curated record. NCBI's taxonomy places the organism in Eukaryota, Fungi, Basidiomycota, Agaricomycetes, Polyporales, Fibroporiaceae.
AUGGCAAACAAGAACAUUCGUCGUCGGUCCGCUUCCCAGAAGCCCAGGCGGAAGGCCCUGGUCAUUGGUAUCAACUAUGAUACCAAGGGCUCCGACGACACCUCUGGCUACAGCGCUCUCCAUGGUCCCCGCAGCGAUGCGAUCUCAUUCGCCAACCUCCUUAUCAACAAAUACAACUAUAAGAGAGAGGAUGUGGUGAUCAUGUUAGACGGCCAGGGUCCGGAGUUGAGCCAUCUCGCCCCGACGAGGCGCAACAUGUUGCGCGAGAUCAACAAUCUCGUUCGUGGUGCUCGUCGUGGGGACCGCUUUGUGUUCCUCUAUUCUGGACACUCUGACCAGAUUCCAUGUUUGGAACACAGCGAGGAAGAUGACUUGGACGAAGUCAUCCUUCCGAUGGACCAUGAAGGUUUGGAGAAGAAGGAGAAACUCAUUGUGGAUAAUGAUCUGCGUCGGCUGCUUGUUGAUCCCCUCCCUGCUGGCGCCCAUCUCACCGCUAUCUUUGACUCUUGUCACUCCGGUACUCUUUUGGAUCUUGACCACUAUGCGUGUAACAACGUGUAUCAUCCGUGGAUAUCUAAGGGGUUUCGGAGAGUGAAGACAAUGUGGAGGAAUAAUGUACGGCAGAAUGCGACUUUGCAUCAACAAUCGCUCAGUGCGACUAGCACCAAGCUACACAGCGACUCGCUAGCAUUCCCCAUCCUGAGUACUCUCUUCCCAAGCCGUACCUCUAGCAGCUCGAAAGAAGUCAAGAAGGCUGCGUCUGUCCGCCGUGUCUCGACAUCCCCUACCGCAUCUCCGGUAUUCCCACGUCGGCCACGGAGUUUAUCUGUCAAGAUGCUUGCCCGCGCAGCGACAUCUCUCGAGUUUGCCACUCCAAAGUCAUGCGCGCCUUCGGCUCCUCAAUCUGCAUCGGUGGCUUCGACAGGGUUGGCGUCACCCGUUGCGAUGAGCAACUCCGCUCUGACGAAGAAACAGUCGAAGACUGUCCUGGGCCGUCUGAAGACGACACUGAUGGACGAUCUCAUCCCGCGAUGCAUGUCUCCUGUGUCGACGAUGCGGACAUGCGAUGGCUUCUGCAAGCGCGAGCCAGCUGACAAGCCAUAUGUGAUAUCCCUCGCCGCGUGCACGGACCGGCAGCUCGAGUGGGAGGAUAGGAAGGGACAUACAAUGAUACAGGCGCUCGUUCACUACCUAGAGCAGAACCCGCAUACGACAAUCAAGGAUAUGAUAACAUACAUCAGCUAUCGUCGUUAUACCAUUUCGCGCAAGAUUCAUGACCUUGGGAGGAAGAAGCUCAACGAUCGGAAAAAGGCUCAGGCAGUCAACGCCAACAAAGCAGAGCUUGAUGGCGAGGAGCUGUGCUAUGAUCUUGUGAAUUUCAUGGAUCCUCAGCUUGGUAGUCAGGAGAAAUUGGAUAUGGACGCCGUCUUCACGCUCUGA